CCCAUUUACAUAAGAAAGUUUAUGAAAAUUCUUGGGAGUUUUUUUAUCAAUGUAAAAUGAAUUAAUUAACUCGAAUUGGUCUUCUUAUAACUACUUCUAAACAGUGAAAUGUGCAGAACGCAGUUUUUCAUGAUGAAAUCACAAGUGAAUCAAAUUUGUUUAUGAAUUUUUCGUGAUGCCUAAUUGAUUCGUUUUUGUGGAUUUGUCAAAUGGGAACAGAUGUAUAUGCAAUGUGCGAUGGUCCAAUGCUCUCACAUGGACCAUAUUUAGGAACUGUAACAUUAUGUUCCCUCAAGUCCAUAAUUUUUCUUUCCAUAAAGGCUUGUCUUUUCACUGUCAAUUUUGAGGAUGAAGAUUCAACUUUUCUUUCAAAGCAGAGGCUCCAUCUGAAGAAGUCUUGGGGGAUGCCUUUCUUGUUUCUCUCUUCUGUAGUUUUUGCUCUUGGGCACAUUGUUGUAGCAUAUCGAACAAGCUGCAGAGCAAGGAGGAAGCUCCUGUUUCAUGGUAUUUACCCAGAAGCCGUCCAUUCUUGCAAAAUUGCUUUCUCUGGUUAUCAGAAGGUUCCACGAUCACCCACUCCUUCUGCUGGAAAGACUUCCAGAAACUACUCUGAAAUGAGGAGAGAAGCACCAGGAUUGUCACAUUAUGAAGGCGAACUUCCAGUUAUAUUACUUGCUGAUAGAGAUAGCUUAUUCAUCACUUGCCACGGACUAACUAUCCACUACAAGUUAAGCAUGCCUGGCCCGUCUUGCCGUUCCCUCUCAUCCAUUACCUUUCCUAACAGCCCAUUGAUAAGUGUUCCAUCAAAAACACAAUAUCAUCUUUACAGGAGCAACAGUGAUGAAUUCCUUCGGAACUUCUCUCUCUAUACUCCUCUACUAGAUGGUUCUCCAGUGUCUCCGCUUUCUGAAGAUGUGCCUAUGAUGAGACUUGAUGAAAGUGGCAAAGAUGAACUCAGAAAGUUGGAGCCUUUGACUUUAGAAGCAGAUCUGGAAGCCAAUGAACAGUUUGGAAUAGUGUUAGUGCAUGGGUUUGGAGGGGGAGUUUUCUCGUGGAGAAAUGUGAUGGGUACUUUGGCUCAGCAGGUUGGCUGUGUGGUUGCUGCUUUUGACAGGCCUGGUUGGGGUUUGACAUCAAGGCCAUGCAGGAAGGAUUGGGAGGAAAAUCAAUUACCUAAUCCUUACAAAAUUAAUAAUCAGGUUGACCUGCUUCUUUCUUUUUGCUCAUCAAUGGGGUUUUCCUCAGUUGUACUUGUUGGUCAUGAUGAUGGAGGAUUGCUUGCACUGAAGGCUGCACACGAAAUCCAGUCAUCAGCAAAUCCCAAGAAUACUCAAAUGGUUAAUCGACGUGCAUGGUUUGAUCCUACUAAGCUAACAACUGAAAUCUUAAACCUCUACAAGGCCCCAUUAAAUGUAGAAGGUUGGGAGGAAGCCCUUCAUGAAAUAGGUAAACUAUCAUACGAGACCGUCCUCACACCGAAAAACGAAGAAUUGUUGCUGAAAGCAGUUGAAAAGUUGCCAGUUUUGGUUAUUGCAGGGGCUGACGAUGUCAUUGUCCCUCUAAAAUCUGUUCAAUCUAUGGCUUCCAAACUAGUAAAUUCAAGACUGGUCGCAAUAACUGGUUGUGGCCAUCUUCCACACGAGGAAUGUCCCAAGGCACUGCUUGCAGCAAUAUCUCCUUUCAUUAGCAAGCUUUUUUCGAAACCAGAAAUUCAAAAUCACUAGGCGCCUUACUCGAAUUCAUAUUCUUUCUUUUUCUUCUUUAGUUUAUUUGAGGAAGAGUCUUCAUUUCAUCUCUCAAUUAAGUUUUCAUUGCCUAUUUCGAAUUAUUUUUGCCCCCUCUAGGCUCUAGUGGACAUAACGUGUUAGAAAAAGGAUGAUUGUGUAGAUUGAUUGAUGAACGAUGUAAUUUUUUUGUCAUAUAUUGCAUGACAAACUUUAUCAAAUUUUAUCCUCGGUAAA
This is a messenger RNA of Olea europaea var. sylvestris, 1961 nucleotides long. RefSeq lists its product as uncharacterized. NCBI's taxonomy places the organism in Eukaryota, Viridiplantae, Streptophyta, Magnoliopsida, Lamiales, Oleaceae. Bases 210 to 1724 code for a protein of 504 amino acids. The transcript is spliced from 6 exons. The record is from RefSeq and is a predicted model, not a curated record.